CCACUCGUCAGACAUGUAGUAGAUAUGUAUAUUUUUAAAUGUCACUCUCUCAUCUCUCUCCCUCUGCCCAUCUUGCUAAUGAAUUCUCUGUGGAGCAGUAAACAACGCUCACUGGGGAGAUGAAAGUGUAUGUGUGUGCUAGCAAGUUUGUGUGUGUGGUGAGGCGUAGCAGAAUUUAAAGACGCGUAUUCAGUUGUUUUCAGCCUGUUGCGUACGUCGGUUGUGCAUUUAAGUCGAGAAUUACGAUCAGUUGCGCUACGAAUUUGGCUGAAGCUCAAAUAACAAUAAAGUCAAACAUUUUAAAAUGAAAAUCGAGCUAACCGUCGAUCGUGGACCAUGCGACACAGAGCUGCGCAGCUGGUGUUUGGGCAUAGCCAUCUAUACGCUAGUUUCCAUAGCAUUAAAUACGCUAUUCGCGCCCAGUGCUCUGACUUUUAUUGGAUUCGCAAUUGCGGUCAUUACAAAUGUUUGCCUGCUCAUUGGCUGUCUACGGUAUAACCAUAUCUUGGUUGGCAUUUGGCUCAUCUAUGCCCUGCUGAUUGCCAUCAAUUUUCCGUUUGCCAUCUUUGGCACCAUUUUCCACUUUGGUGGCUAUCGCGAGGCGUCCGGCUUCAACAAUGUCAUCCUCGCGCUGCUCUUCUACAUUGUGGUGAUGCUUAUUUGCCUGUUCUGCGCCCGCAUCGUCUACUCGUAUCAUCUGCAGCUGAAGAACCGUCAGGGAAAUCCGCAGCAUACGGUCGUCGUUUGAAUCUCUCUUAACUCUUUGCAUUUCACGUUAAAUCUCUAUUCGUUUUUCAUUUAUUUUUUCUAUUCUAAUACUUUCUCGAAUUGCAUUAGCUAGCAGAUUCGUGUAAUUUAAGAGUUUACGGAGUGCCUUCAUUUUAUACAAGAAAAACAAAACGUAUUUAUAAAUAAACAAAUGAAUAUUGAA
Drosophila mojavensis is the source of this 931-nucleotide messenger RNA. RefSeq lists its product as uncharacterized. The record is from RefSeq and is a predicted model, not a curated record. Bases 305 to 748 code for a protein of 147 amino acids. The transcript has 4 exons. NCBI's taxonomy places the organism in Eukaryota, Metazoa, Arthropoda, Insecta, Diptera, Drosophilidae.